AUGACUACAAAAGAACUUUACACUAAGGGUGCCCGUGUGUGGGUGGAGCACCCCGUGAAGGUAUGGGAAGGUGCGACCGUCACCAGCGACUACCGUUCGGGGGUGGUCAUAGUUCAAAUUGACGACUCCAACGAAAUUCGGCAGAUUAAGAUUCCAGAUGAAUCUCGCAUGCCGCCACUUCGCAAUCCAUCGCUUCUGAUUGGUCAGAAUGAUCUGACUUCCCUGUCGUAUCUGCACGAGCCAGCGGUGCUGCAUAAUUUGAAAGUUCGAUUCUGUGACCGCAAUGCAAUAUAUACGUACUGUGGCAUCGUCCUUGUUGCUAUCAAUCCAUACUAUGAUCUACCAAUAUACGGCGAUGAAACAAUCAUGGCGUACCGCGGCCAGUCCAUGGGCGAUUUGGAUCCACAUAUAUUCGCAGUUUCCGAAGAGGCCUAUACUAAGCUGGAGAGGGAGCGGCGAGAUCAAAGUAUCAUUGUGAGCGGCGAAUCUGGUGCCGGUAAAACAGUAUCAGCUAAAUACGCAAUGCGUUACUUCGCGGCUGUGGGCGGCAACGCCAGCGAAACACAAGUUGAAAGGAAGGUGCUGGCUUCCAGUCCUAUAAUGGAGGCUAUAGGAAAUGCGAAAACCACUAGAAAUGAUAAUUCUUCACGUUUCGGGAAGUUCAUUGAGAUCCACUUCGAUAGCCAAUAUCGGAUAACUGGGGCAAGUAUGAGGACUUAUCUGCUGGAGAAGAGUCGUGUCGUGUACCAGAGUGCUGGGGAGAGAAAUUACCACAUUUUUUACCAACUUUGUGCGGCGGCUGCGCUGGACAAAAUGCCGGAGUUACAAUUGGACCAUCAAGACUCAUUUCAUUACUUGAACCAAGGAGGAAGUCCUGAAAUCAAUGGAGUUGACGAUUAUAAAACAUUUAAGGAGACGAUAAAUGCUCUGACUACUUUAGGUGUGACAGAGUCGGAACAAAAAAACAUGUUCACGGUGCUGGCGGCCAUUUUGCAUUUGGGGAACGUGGGUUUGACUUCUAACCCAGAAACAACACAGGACAAUCAAGAUGGAGCGUAUAUACAUUCAAACGAUAAACACCUGUCGAUAGUGUGUUCCUUACUCGGGGUGUCGAAGCCCAAACUUUCUCGUUGGCUCACCCACCGUCGCAUUGCGUCCGCGCACGAGGUGAUCGAGUCGCAAAUGGACGUGCAAAGGGCGGUGUUCGCGAAGGAUGCGCUCGCCAAACGAAUGUACGGUGAAUUGUUCUCUUGGCUCGUGCAGGCUGUUAAUAAGGCGCUGGAUACUGGAAAUGCUAAAAAACACUUAAUUGGUGUCCUGGAUAUUUAUGGCUUUGAAACAUUUGAGAUUAAUUCCUUCGAACAGUUUUGUAUUAAUUACGCGAAUGAGAAGUUGCAACAGCAGUUUAAUUCCCACGUUUUCAAGUUAGAGCAGGACGAAUAUAUUAAGGAAGAAAUUUCAUGGAAAAUGAUAGAUUUCUACGAUAAUCAGCCCUGUAUCGACCUGAUUGAGGACCGUUUAGGAGUUCUAGCGCUUUUGGAUGAAGAGUGUCGAGUGCCUCAGGGUUCAGAUAUGGGCUUCGUCAGUAAAUUACACGACAAAUGUACGAAGUACCCGCAUUUUUUGAAACCGAGAUUUGGUGCCGCUGCGUUCAUAAUAAAACACUUCGCUGAUAACGUAGAGUACCAAUGCGGUGGGUUCCUAGAGAAGAAUAGGGACACAGUAUUAGAGGAACAGUUGGAAUGUAUAAAAUCAGCGACCAAUUGUCGUCUGAUCAGGACGAUUUUCGCAGAGAAGCAAACGGACCAUUCUGCGACGUUGCCUCCGCCAUCUAGAAGACGCACUAUGCCUUCUUUGCCUAUGGGUAGUCUAACUCAACCACCUCGCCGUGCCUCCAGUCAAAAGCAAACAGUAGGUGCCCAGUUUAGGCUGUCCUUGUCGGCGCUGAUGGCAACAUUAUCGGCCACAACCCCCCAUUACGUUCGCUGUAUUAAACCGAAUGACACCAAACAGGCCUUCCAAUUCGACGCCGCGAGAGCUGUCAAUCAGUUACGAGCUUGCGGUGUUUUGGAAACUAUACGUAUAUCGGCGGCUGGUUUUCCAUCAAGAUGGCUGUAUCAAGAUUUCUUCUACAGAUAUCGCUUCCUUUGCCACUUGAAAGAGAUAGAUAGAUCGGAUAUAAAAAACACCUGUUCCCGAAUCUUACAGAGAUACGUUAAAGAGCUGGACAAAUACCAGUUCGGUGCUACUAAGAUAUUCUUUAGGGCUGGGCAGGUGGCAUAUCUAGAAAAAGUACGUGCGGACCUCCAACGGGCGUACUGUGUUCGCGUGCAAUCUUGCGUACGCGGUUUCUUGGCUCGUAGGAGAUAUAUGCGGGUCAUGAAAGCCAUCAGGGGCAUACAGGCACAUGCUAGAGGGCAUAUCGCUAGAACUAAAGCCCAAGAGAUUCGUCGUACGCGAGCUGCAAUCAAAAUCCAGAAGCAUAUUCGCGGUUGGCUUUUAAGGAAACGCUAUGUUAAAUUAAGAAAACUUGCGAUUGGACUCCAAGCCCGCAUCAGAGGAUAUCUUGCGAGAAGGAAUUACAAGGAGAAGAGGUUCUUACAAGCGACUCUCACAAUACAACGCUACGCGCGUGGGUACUUGGCUCGUAAGAGAGCCCGUCAUAUAAAGAGACACAUCGUCUUGGCUCAGGCUGCUAUCCGCCGAUUCCUAGCCCGUAGACAAUUUAAGCGUCUACGCAUUGAAGCAAGAUCUAUAGAUCACGUGAAGACGCUGAACAAAGGGUUGGAGAAUAAGAUUAUUUCGCUGCAGCAGAAGUUGGAACAUUAUCAGAAUAAAUCAAAAGUGAUUGAGCCGUUGCAGGCUACAAUUGUGGAGUUAAGGUCCAAAUUGGAUAAUUUAAAAACAAUAGAAAUCGAGUCAAAAGCUCUAAAAGUCGACAUUCAAGAUAAGGACAACUUCUUGACAUUCCUGAGAGAAGAGCUGGCAAAAGAGAAGGACAGCAACAAGAAACUAGCGGAGGAGAAGAGGCAGAUCGAGUUGCGGUAUAAGAGGGAGAAGGAAGAGAUGGAGAUGGAGAGCGAGAAGCUGGCGAAUGAGUUACGAAGCUCCAAGGAACAUUUCGAAAUGCUUGUUGAGGAACGAGACAAGAGGCAUGAAGCGGAGAAGAAGGCGCUUUGUCUGGAGUUGGAGAAUGAGAGGCAGAGUCGGCAGAAGUUGCUCUCCUCCCAACAUGAUCUACAGGAGAAGAUAGACUCUAUGCAGCGAGUACCCUCAAAGGAGCAUAGACGAUCCUUGUCCGAUGCUAGUACUAAUUCACAGCAGGAGACGACCGUUGAAGAUGACUUUGGUUAUGGAUCAGUUCGUUCAGUGGAAACCACCAGACCUGCUUUGGAAGCUGUCAAUUGGUCAGCUGGGUCGCAUAACGGGCCGUCACCGAUUGCAGAUGCAGGGCUUGUACUACGGAUGCAAAACCGAAUUUCUAUCUUGCAAAGUGAAUAUUCAAGGACUGCGAAGCGAGCUGGUGAUUUAGAAGACAGACUGAUGAGUCGACUCAUGCUCCCACCAUCGAAUCCAAAUAGCGAUAGAUUCAAAGUGGAAGAGCUGGAAAUUGAGAACAAGAAACUUCGAGAGCAAAUAGACAGACUCCGAGCUGCUGGAGAUAGUACUCUGCUCUCCAAGGAAAUUAUAGGACAAAUAGACGCGAUGCAACAAGAAUUAGAUAGACGCCGCGACGAAUGUGUUCAACUGAAGAGCGUGUUAACGCAUCAGACUGGCAAUCUGAAGUCGCUAGCAUCGAACUAUGGGUCGGACGUCGACAUCAUCAAUGAAGAUGGAGAACUGGCCUCCGCAUAUGAAGCCCAAAAGGGAAUUAAUAGGUAUUCAAAAUUAUUAAAGCCAGAACAGUGGCAAUUACAAGAAGAGCUAACAGCCGAAAAGCAGUUCUACGCCGAACACAUCUCCUGUGCACAGAUGGAGAUAGAGAGACUGCGAGACGUGAAUGAGACGUAUCAGAAAUUAUUGAGCACAGAUCUGAGCAUAGAGCCAAUGAAUAGGAACCAAGAAUUUGCGCAGAAUGAAAUUAUUCGUCUCGCUGCAGAUAGUUUAGCCACACAGGAUCGUGUCGACAAGCUAUCGGAGAGAUGUCGCCGUUAUAAAAUUCAAAUUCGUAUGCUGGUCAACAAGUUGAAGGAGGCUGGUGUUGAAGAUGUUCAGGAGAUUUUAGAAGGAAAUGAUACCAUAAUAUCACAGAACAUAACACUCCCGUUGGAGAUGGCUACUGUGACCAGAAAGAAAGAGAGGGAGUACCUCGGAAUGUUCGAAUAUAAAUUGCAAGACGAACACACGAUCAUCAAGAAGCUUAUAAUUGAUCUAAAGACACACGUAGCGACCACACUGCUCCCCGGUCUUCCAGCCUUUAUCCUCUUCAUGAUGCUCCGUCACACUGACCACGUCGACGAUGAGCCCAAGAUGCAUUCUUUGAUGAAGGGAAUCCGAACUGGAGUCAAGAAGACCCUGAAGAAGCGAUCUGAUAAUUCUGAGUACAGCAUUCUUUGGCUCGCUAAUAUGUUGAGACUUCUUAACAACAUGCGCCAAUACAGCGGUGAUGAGACUUAUCAAUCGAGCAAUACGCCAAGACAAAACCAACAGAGUUUACGUAUCUUUGACUUGUCGGAAUAUCGGCAAGUGUUGAGCGAUAUCGCCAUUUGGAUAUAUCAAGGCCUCAUAACCCACAUGCAGACGCAAUAUGAACGCCUUAUCGUGCCAGCAAUACUAGAAUACGAAGAAAUAAGUGGACUGUCUGGCCCCAAAGCUAUUCCUUCGCCUGCCCCGUCAGCGGGCCCUGCUAAGUUGAAGCACGACUUGGCCGCGAUGCAUGAGCAUCUCAAAGUGCAUCAAGUUGACAUGCCGUUACGUGCUAUGAUAUUUAAACAGCUAUUCUACUUCAUCUGCGCCUACAGCCUCAAUCAGUUGCUCCUGCGCAAGGACUUGUGCUGCUGGGCUAAAGGGCUGCAAAUUAGGUACAACAUCUCACACAUGGAGACCUGGAUUAAGGAGAACCUAGCUGAAUAUGGACAGAAAUGCGUUGAGAACACUUUAUCCGUCCUGAAACCGAUAACACAGGCGGUUCAACUGCUGCAAGCGAGAAAGUCAAUGGCCGAUGUCGCAAGUACUGUCGAAAUGUGCGCCGAUCUGACGGCUAUACAAGUUUGUAAGAUUCUCAACAUGUACACACCGGCUGAAGAGUACGAGGUGAAAGUGACAAAAGAAUUUAUACUUGAAAUACAAAAGCUGAUGAAGAGUCGCCCUGGUGCAGACUCGGAGUCUAAAAACCUCCUAAUGGAUUCAAAAGUGAUAUUCGCUGUACAAUUUCAAUACAGCCCUUCGUCAAUUCGUCUUGAAGACAUCGAAGUACCCAAAGUACUAGAAUUGGACGGAUUACUCACUAAAAUCUAG
Pieris macdunnoughi is the source of this 5457-nucleotide messenger RNA. The record is from the annotation of a GenBank genome assembly. Lineage: Eukaryota; Metazoa; Arthropoda; Insecta; Lepidoptera; Pieridae.